Molecule: messenger RNA, 6672 nt
Organism: Sphaerodactylus townsendi
Lineage: Eukaryota; Metazoa; Chordata; Lepidosauria; Squamata; Sphaerodactylidae
Gene: PDE4D
Product: phosphodiesterase 4D
Exons: 15
Coding region: 1085-3346 (753 amino acids)
Biological process (GO): cAMP catabolic process; signal transduction; regulation of cardiac muscle cell contraction
Cellular component (GO): cytosol; perinuclear region of cytoplasm; nucleus
Molecular function (GO): 3',5'-cyclic-AMP phosphodiesterase activity; transmembrane transporter binding; ATPase binding
Source: RefSeq, a predicted model, not a curated record
AAGUAGUUAAUGCUUACAGGAAGCUACCGACUUGGGAAUUAGCACAAUCUAAUUAGAUGCGUGUACUCAGUUCCAUGGCAUUUAUGUCGGUUUGUGUGCAGCAGCAAUUAGAUACUCUGAUUUGUUUUUUAUUGCUCAUGAGACCAGCUCAAGAUGUUUUGGUUCCUGAACUGGAAAUUCUAUCCUGCAUUUGUGUAGCGCCCAAUUUUGGUAGGGAUUUGCAUUUGAGCAAUGUUUGUCUGUCCCCGAGUUUCAGCUACUAGGGGGCUGUUUGCCUUAUACCAAGACCAUUUAGGGCUUCUGGCAAACCUGAGGAGAAAAGAAAGUUUCUUUCUGUCAGUGAGAUAAAUUAUCCUGGUGAGGCAUGUUGGCAAAAAAAAGAAAAAGAAAUGUUACUGGGCUGGUGUUUGGUUUCACAUUUCUCCAACAAGCACUAACUUGCUGACGAAAUAAUGUAUGACAGGGCAGAGGUUGGAGGGAAACAGAGAAACAAACAAACAGGCACCAAAAAAAAAAAAGGAAGCACAUGUCCAACAUUUCCAUUCCCUCCCUUCAGAGUGAGAAAUAAUCAGAGGGGAAAAGAAUAGCUAAACAAAAUGAAGAGGCAGAGGGUUUGAAACCUCUUCCCUGCCAGCACGUGUGUGAGUAUGUGUGUGUGUAUAUAUAUAUUUGGGAGUCACUCUGGCAGCUGUAUUGCAUUACUUCCAAUACUUUGACAGGCAGCCUGGUUGCUCAGGCACAGAAGCUCUUUCGCAGCACUCUGUUCCUUUCCUCUGCAUUCGCUUGCAAGAAGAGCUCGCAGGGAGACUAGUCUUUGGCUAGAAGAGGAGUGGCAAUGCCUGACAGGCUCACUGGAGGAGUUUGCUUGUGUUUCCUCCCCAUUACUGUUCAUUAUCUGUACCGUCCGAGAGGAGGGGAAACCAUGCAGAAAGCCGAACAGGCUGAAUCGGAGUUGAAGCUCUGCACAGUUGCUCAGGACUGACAAGCAAGGCAAACUCUCUCUGUCUCUCUAUAAACUAAAGCUGCAAAAGCAAAUAUCACCGUGUGUUACUGAGACUUCCCUAAUAUCAAUUGCUUUGGGAAGAUGGCUCAGCAAACAACAAGCCCGGACACCUUGACUGUACCUGAAGUGAGUAAUCCGCAUUGUCAAAACCCGUGCCUCAACGAGGAUCUUGUGAAGACGCUGAGGGAGAACCUGUUGCAGCAUGAAAAGCUCAGGACGUCCCGGAAGUCUUCUUCCAUUUCUCCUAAGCUGUCGCCGGUCAUUUCUCCUAGAAAUUCCCCACGGCUUUUGCGCAGGAUGCUUUUGAGCAGCAACAUACCGAAACAGCGGCGCUUCACCGUGGCACAUACCUGUUUUGACGUGGACAAUGGCACCUCAUCGGGGCGGAGUCCCUUGGAUCCCAUGACAAGCCCGGGCUCAGGGCUGAUUCUCCAGGCUAACUUCGUUCACAGUCAACGUAGAGAAUCCUUUCUCUACCGGUCAGACAGCGAUUAUGACCUCUCUCCAAAGUCCAUGUCUCGGAACUCCUCCAUUGCCAGUGAUAUACAUGGAGAUGACUUGAUUGUGACACCAUUUGCUCAGGUGCUGGCCAGCUUACGUACUGUACGGAAUAAUUUUGCUGCAUUAACCAACCUACAAGAUCGAGCACCUAGCAAACGGUCACCCAUGUGUAACCAACCAUCCAUCAACAAAGCAACCAUAACAGAGGAGGCCUACCAAAAACUGGCCAGCGAGACCCUGGAGGAGCUGGACUGGUGCCUGGACCAGUUGGAAACCUUGCAGACCAGGCACUCCGUCAGCGAAAUGGCCUCGAACAAGUUUAAAAGAAUGCUCAAUCGGGAGCUAACCCACUUAUCUGAAAUGAGCCGAUCGGGCAAUCAGGUCUCUGAAUAUAUAUCCAACACAUUUUUGGACAAGCAGCAUGAAGUGGAAAUCCCAUCCCCAACACAGAAAGAGAAAGAAAAGAAGAAACGGCCUAUGUCUCAGAUCAGUGGAGUGAAAAAACUCACGCACAGUUCCAGUUUAACCAAUUCCAGCAUCCCCAAAUUUGGAGUUAAAACUGACCAAGAAGAUAUUCUAGCCAAGGAACUAGAAGAUGUAAACAAGUGGGGUCUUCAGGUGUUCAAAGUAUCUGAAUUAUCUGGAAACCGACCUUUGACAGUGAUCAUGUACACCAUUUUUCAGGAACGGGAGUUGUUAAAAACAUUCAAAAUUCAACCAGACAUGUUAAUAACAUACUUGAUGACACUGGAGGAUCAUUACCAUGCAGAUGUGGCAUAUCACAACAACAUACAUGCUGCAGAUGUUGUACAGUCCACACAUGUGCUGUUGUCGACACCAGCUUUGGAGGCUGUUUUCACAGACCUCGAGAUUCUGGCUGCCAUUUUUGCCAGCGCAAUACAUGAUGUCGAUCACCCUGGGGUUUCAAACCAGUUUCUUAUCAACACAAACUCUGAACUCGCCUUGAUGUACAAUGAUUCGUCGGUCCUGGAAAACCAUCAUUUAGCUGUGGGAUUCAAGUUGCUUCAGGAGGAGAACUGUGACAUUUUCCAGAAUUUGACAAAAAAGCAGAAGCAGUCUCUGAGGAAAAUGGUUAUUGACAUUGUGCUGGCGACAGAUAUGUCUAAACAUAUGAACCUGCUAGCUGAUCUGAAGACGAUGGUUGAAACAAAGAAAGUAACCAGCUCUGGAGUUCUGCUUCUUGAUAACUAUUCAGACAGAAUCCAGGUGCUACAAAAUAUGGUACACUGUGCAGAUCUGAGCAAUCCGACCAAGCCGCUCCAGCUAUAUCGCCAAUGGACAGAUAGAAUAAUGGAAGAAUUCUUUCGUCAGGGAGAUCGAGAGAGAGAAAGGGGCAUGGAGAUUAGCCCCAUGUGCGACAAGCACAACGCGUCAGUAGAAAAAUCACAGGUGGGAUUUAUAGAUUACAUUGUUCAUCCUCUCUGGGAGACCUGGGCAGACCUUGUACAUCCAGAUGCCCAGGACAUCUUAGACACCUUGGAGGACAAUCGUGAAUGGUACCAGAGCACAAUCCCUCAGAGUCCUUCUCCUGCCCCAGAUGACCAAGAGGAGGGCAGGCAGGGCCAAACAGACAAAUUCCAGUUUGAACUAACACUGGAGGAAGAUGGUGAAUCAGACACAGAAAAAGACAGUGGCAGUCAAGUUGAAGAAGAUACCAGCUGUAGUGACUCCAAAACACUUUGCACCCAAGACUCAGAAUCCACAGAAAUUCCACUGGAUGAACAAGUUGGGGAGGAAGUGGUAGAGGAGGAGGAGGAGGAAGAGGAGGAGGAAAAUCAGACAGAACCUUGUAUGCUAGAAGAACGUUCUCCUGAUACGUAACAGUGCAGCAGCUUUGUAGCUCUCUUUGUUGGUCCUCCUCUCUUCUCUUUUUUAAAAAUAGAAAAUGGUUUCCAAAGUGCAUGUCACAUGGCACAACCAUGGUCACGCCUCACUGUCAUCGGCCAGAGAUGUUUGUUGAUCAAAAACUGACCUUGAUUACUCAGUUUGGCACUCAGGAAUAUUGUAACCAGAAUUGUUCAUCUCCAUGGCAUCAGAACACAACGGAGAACACCUACAAAGAACAGUUUAAAUAAAAGAGUUCCACUUGGCAGAUGCAAUUAGAGCGAGUGUCUACUCCGAGCUGUUUUCAAGAAGAGUAAAGGCUGGCCCACAGCUAGUGUUUGGUUUUCUUUUUGUGUUUGCUUUUAAUUUCACGAGAGAGGCAAUUAGUAGCAAUCAUCAUCAGAAUUUAAAGAAAGUAGUCAGCGAGUGAAUCGAGGUUUCUAGUGGAAAAUAAAUGCACUCAAAUAAUGGGACACAACAUGAAUCUGUUAUUACCAGUAGGAAGAUAAAGCUGUGGAAAUGGCAUACUUUUCUAAAUUCAAGUCUUCCUGACACAUGACUGAAAAAAAAAAGUGUAGCUCAGUGGGUUGCACUGACGCCUGCAUUUUGUAUAAUAUGUAAAACGGAAAUCUUUUUUGUAGAGUUUACUUUUAUUAUUAAAUGUAUUGAGAUAUUAUAUUUAAAAAGAAUGCAGCACCCUCAGAGCGCCAUCUGCCACUGAUUCUUUUUUUCCCUCCCCAAAGAGUAACUUGCAAGUUUUCAGUACAAAUAUGUGCUACACUGGAUUAACCAAGUUUUAUAUUUGUUUGCACUUAGAUCUUUCGUAGCAAUUCUUUCACCUGUUCUAGAAUGACCCAUUGCCGUCUAGACCAAUGACAACAUCCAUCAACCGUUCAUUUUCAUUUUUCUCCCCACCCUCCAGUGCAAAUGUUAGAAGCUUCCUUUUACUUCCUUUUAAUGUUGGCAUUAUUUUCUGGCUUUUUAAAAUUGUAAUUUUCCAAGAGCAGCAAUACAAAAUCUGCAUUGAGUUCUUUCUCCACCAGAGGUGGCUGAGACCUGCAGGACCCUGCCUUUACUGCUUUGGGCUUUCUCUGCUCAACCAAAAAUGAGCUUUCUGAAAUCUAGCCGACCACUACGACAGCAUCUUCCCCAAAUUUGGGUUGCAUUCCCUGGGAGGGUAGGUGGGUGGAGCCCUAGGGUUUCAGCACUCGGUUCCUUACAUUAGAUGCAAUAGAGCCCACAUUCUGGAAGGUGAGGACAGGAACAGGAGUAGAUGGGAUCUUGUAACAGCUUCCAAAGACUAAACUUGGUUCACAAUUCUUCAUCAUGAAAAGUUGGGGAACUCUAUCCAUUAGGAUCAGGAUUUGCAAAACUGUGGCCAGUAUGAGUGUGAGUGUGUCUUGGUGUAAAUGCAAAUCUAUCACUAGUGAAGUUGUUCCUAUUCCCAUGAGGCCAUAUUUAGUUGUGCACGAGACAUCAUGAAUGGUCAGUUUCAAGGACUUGUUUUGCUAGCAAUUAAAUUCGAACGUGGGUUUUUUAAAGUUCUGUGACAACAUUUCAUUGCAGACUGCACUUAUAGUUAGGACAGGUAUGUGUGGGGUUACUGAUUUGUCUGUCUCAGACUGACUCCCAGCAGUCCCAGACCCUCUUUUUGCUCCCUUACGUGUGUUUUGGCCCGCAGACGUUAUAUUUAAAAAAUCAGUUAAGAUCUUUUAAAGUCCAGCUUCAUAGCUCUUGAUCAUGAUUUUCUGAGUAUCUUUAUUUUUUUUUGUAUUUUACUAAUAUCAACCAUAGUGCUAUGAGAAGGAUCCAGCCAAUGAAUUUGGGAAAAGAAAAAAAUGGAGUAAUUAUGGUUAUGUGUCCAGGAGCAGAUGUACAGGGGGGACAGGGAGAGAAGCCCAUUGCCCAACAUAACUGACAGAUCCAGAGAAAUGUACACCAAAUAAGGCAUAAGCCCCAGUCCAUCACAAAAUUAGCUGCAGAUACCGCCACUAAUGUCAUUAGGUUAGAGUUGUCUUAACUCUGCGUUGGGUUGUUGCUUUAUUGUGCAACUACUGCUAUAGGUGGAGCUGAAAACUGGUACAAGACUACAAUGCAGGUGCAUCUCUGUGUUGAGGGACAUGGGGUAUCCUCAACCAACCGUACCAUAGUUGCAAUGUGCAGCUUGCACUGCCACGCACAUGGCUGUGCGUCAUAAAUCCCAUUGGAUCUGCAGCUCAGUGUGGAACAUUUGUUUGUCCACGUAUACAAACAUAGAUCAGUGACCUACAUACAUAUGGAACAGCUCUUCUGCACAUACAAGUGCUGAUAGUGCAAACGAGCACUAUUCCAUUGGGUUUAAAUAGUGAGACCAAAUGAAUGUUUUGACACAACGGAACAGAAAUAGAAUUUAAUUUUGCUGAAUCGGGAAAAAUUCCCGCCUUGAUAAGUGAUCGGCUUUUUAAUUAAAGAAACUGAUCAUUUCAGAUGUUUUGAUUUUUUUAACAUGCAUUUUAAUGUGUCCACUGUACCUUUUAAUGACUUUUGUGGUGGAAGAGUAGCUGAAGAUGUGAAUGAAAAUUUCACUGUGUCACCAUCCACAUAGACUCAUGUCCUCCCUUUGCUAUUUUAACAUUGUUCAGUCCCCAAGAGUGCCUGGAAUCUUAAUGAAAAAAGCAAUAUCAAUUCCAAAAAAAAAAAAUCAAUAUGGACCUGGAAGGGUAUUUUAUCUGCACUAAAGUCUUAAUCCUAUGAGCUGGGGAGCAUUUUUGCUUGAGCCAGCAAGAAGAUAUGGAGCUCUGGCCCCACGCACUAAGUUUAAGCAUGGGGAUCUCCUUGCUCUAAUGGGAUUUUUCAUAUGCUUAAAUUUUAAAGACUGGUGGAUCUGAUUAAAUGUGCUUACCACCUCAUAAGGUUAAACUUUCAUAACAAAAAUGGACAUGUUAAAAAAAUAUAACCAUACUGUAUAAAAUAUACCCAUACACAUGGACAAUCAAGUAGUAGAAAACACAAUAAGUUUUAGAGCCAGGGAUUGAAUGCACUGUACAAUCUUUCAUUUUUGUUUUGCCAAAGUGUGCUUUAGCAUUGCGCACUGCUUUACAAUAAUACUGUCGAAAAGUGACUUUACGUGUUUUCUGUAUUUUUUUUUUUUUUUGGUCAUAAGAAAAAAUGCAGUGGAUUGAGUACUGUAUUGGGGUGGGGGAAUAACAGCAAAUGGAACCUGAGUUUGCGUCUAACACUACACUUCAGUAGGAUGUUGUGGGUUUUCCAGGUUGUAUGUCUGUGUUCCAGCACUGUUUUCUCCUGACGUUUCUCUUGUAUCUGUGGCUGGCAUCUUCAGAGGA